CCUCCCCGAGCGAGGAAAGAGGACGCGGGAGCCAGACGGACGAGGAAAGUCGGAGCGGGGACGCGGCGGGGCAGCAGAAGUCAGCCGCGGACCUUGUCCAGCCGCGAGCGGGAGGAGAAGCAGCAGCAGCAGCCCCAGCCAAGCGGCGGGGAAGUUGCACUGAGCCAGCGCUGCGCCCGAGCCCCCUGCUCGCUCUCCCCGCAGCGUCUCUGGUGCGCGCUUGGGACCGAGGAGGGGAGGCCGCCUCACUUGGGCCCCGAGAAGGCGGAGGCGUCCUGGGAGGGAGGGGGGCAGCGGCUGCCAUGAAGGCCAGCGGGGAGCAGAAACGGGCCGAGGCGGCCGCCAGCCCGGGCGACCCCUGGAAGGAGUGCAUGGAGGUGGCGGUGCAGCUGGCGCUCCGGGCGGGACAGAUUAUUAGCAAAGCUCUCACUGAGGAAAAACAGGUGUCUACCAAAACUUCUGCAGCAGAUCUUGUGACAGAAACAGAUCACUUUGUGGAAAACUUAAUUGUUUCUGCUCUGAAAGAAAAAUUUCCCUCUCACAGGUUUAUUGCUGAAGAAGCUACUGCUGCUGGUUCAAAGUGCAUUCUCUGUGACAGCCCUACCUGGAUUAUUGAUCCUGUUGAUGGCACCUGUAAUUUUGUACAUAGGUUUCCGACUGUGGCCGUCAGCAUUGGAUUUGCUGUUAAUCAAGAGCUUGAAUUUGGUGUAAUUUAUCACUGCACGGAAGAACGAUUAUACACUGGUAGAAGAGGUCAAGGGGCAUUUUGUAAUGACAAAAGGCUUCAGGUAUCAAAAGUGACAGAUAUCUCAAAGGCCUUGAUUUUAACAGAGAUUGGCCCAAAACGAGAUCCUGACACUUUGAAACUAUUUCUCAGCAACAUGGAGCGAUUGCUUAAGGCCCAAGCUCAUGGGGUUCGUGUCAUUGGAAGUUCCACGUUGGCGCUCUGUCUUCUAGCAUCUGGUGCUGCAGAUGCAUAUUACCAGUUUGGCUUGCACUGUUGGGACUUGGCAGCAGCUACAGUUAUUAUCAGAGAGGCAGGUGGUGUUGUGAUGGAUACUUCAGGUGGACCUCUAGAUCUAAUGUCAUGCCGAGUGGUUGCAGCAGGUACCCAGGAAAUGGCUGCAUUCAUAGCUCAGGAAAUUCAGACUAUUCACUAUAGUCGAGAUGAUGAGAAUUGACCGGACUUACAUAUUCCUGAACACAAGGAAACUUGUCCUUUUGGAACUACAUUGCUUCCUUCAGGAUGGCUUGCUUAUAGGAUAAAUGGUUUAAUUGUAUGUUUCUUAAUACAGUCUAUAUAGCAAAGGUAUUAUUAAAAAAAUUACUUGCAUUAUAGGAAGGUGAAGGGAAAUUUUAAAUUUUUGUAAGCUACUUGGCCCCCCCUUUUUAAUGAGAAUUUAUUUCAGCUAUGCUUUAAAAAAAAAUCACAGGUAUCCCAGAUUGAGUUGGCUUCUUGCCUCUUUUAGGCUGAAGCAGAGGGGAAGCGGGGUUUGUACCACAUUCAAAUAUAAAUAAAACUUUAUUUUUGCAGAUCUCAGGUAAAUUAGUCUUUCUGCAGCAAAGGGAAAAUUGUUUUGAAUUGUGUGCCUAAAGUGCUCACACCCAAUAGUACUUGAGAAUUGUAAACUUAAAAGUGCAUGUAUGGAACAAACCUUAGAUAGUUACACUUGUAUUUACUUUAAAGAAAACUACACUCAUUUAUGUAGCACAGGCAAAAGUGGCAAUGACACAUAUCCUUGAACUGUGUAUUAUAUUUAUGUGGGUAACUUAAAUAAUAGAUAUUGGUGCUGAUCAGAAGAUGAAAAGCUGUUUUUCCAACAUUUGAAAACCUUCAGCUUCAAUCAAGCAGCACAACAUAAAUCACAGCAGGGUGUUGUUAUUUUUUCAUGACCUAGAAAAUUCAAUACAACAUCACGUAAGGAUGUGAUGGUUUUAACCUAGGUAAUAGCACUGAGCACAGAACUACCUUGGCAGCCAUACACACACAUGGGUCACUGCUACACUUGAGUCAUUACUAUAGGGAUGAGGAAUCUUAUUCAAGUGAGAACAUAAGAAGUGUCCUACCAGAUCGUGCCAAAGGCCCAUAUAGUCCAGAAUCCUAGAGUGGCCAGCCAGAUGUCUAUAUGGGAAGACCAGGCCUCACCUUGCCCUCCAUGGGCCCUCCAGCCUUAGGAUGCCAUGAGCCCUGAACUCUCCCUUGGCUCAGAGACAGUUUGGACCCCUCUAAGGGAGAGGGGGGAGCCCAUUGGCAGCCCCACCUUUGGCUCCCCCAGGACAGAGGGGGCCUGUUUCUCUACCACCAGAGCUGGGGGUGAGCAAGAAUGCCAGGAGGGGAGGCAGGCAAGCUGAGCGGGCAGCUCUCUGAGGCCCAACCUGGACAGGUGCAAAGGAAAGGGAACACCAAGCACCCUGCAAUAUUUAAGAGACUUGUUUGAAAAACCUUCAUAGGAUGGUAACCUUUCAGGGAUUCUUUAGCUGUGGUUCCUGCAUUGCAUGGAGUUGAGCUAGGUGACCCUUGGGGGAGCCUUCCACCACUGCAAUUCUGUGAUUCUAUGUAGCUUAUAAGCAGAACCUGAGUUCAACGGUGCUUUUCUGAUUCCCAUCAAGUGGAAUUCAGAGGCCAGCUGCCUUUGAUAGUGGAGGUAGGGUUUACAGAACACUAGCAAAGAAAGUCUCUUCCACUGGGUGCUAAUACUUGAAAAGGGCUCUGAAGGGAGAUAUAUUCAAAGGACUGAAGCAAAGCAUUUUAACCAUUUAUUGAAAAUAGCAUCAGAAUCUUCUGUCUUGGCUGUGUUUAGUCAGUUGCUAAGAGAACCAUGGAAUUGAGUGCUUGAGCAAGAAAGGGUCAUGACUUAGGCUUAGUUCUCACAAAUAGCAGAUAAUGUGGUAAGCCUCUUCCUGGACUCUACCAUUUGCAGAUGUGGGUUCACAUGACUGACUGAAUGCUUCUCUGUACCAAAAAACAACAACCAAUCAACCAAAAUUUAGUAUGUCGGAGGAAUGAUCCUAGUUUAGCCAUUUCCCUGCCAUACAAGUUCCCUAAAUGUAGCAGUUCUGUUUAUUUUUGUAUGGCAGAGCAUUCAGUCAUGUAAGUCAAUACAUGCUGUUUCAACUACAGCCCACAAAAUAUUUCUUUCCAUAUCUGUCCUUUGUGGGAGCUAGCCCUUAGAAAUGAUGUGAAUCUACAGUUAUCCACAGAUACUUUUAAGCACAAGUACUCAGGAUUGGGAUUGUGAGACUGAGCCAGUUGGUCCCAAUAUGAAAAUCGGGGACUAGGAAUUUUCUUUUGUUCCAAAGAAAUACAACCCUGGCUUCAUAAAUAGACAUCCUACUGUCUAAUAGGAGUUUACUAUUCUAUUUAGCUAUAUGUGUGUGCAAGAAAAAAGGAGUGUAAAGACCCAAAGAAUAUUAAUAAGAUGGUGAUGUAUGCUGCUCUAAGCACAACCCACCCUGUGAAUGGAAAAAGUGACUUGCAAAUAUUAUAAAUAAAUGUUCUGAAUGGAAGGGUCUGCAAAAUCACAAUACAUUGCUGCAUGUUAGCCUUGCUGCUGUUACAUUUUUUUGUAUGUGUUUUUAGAGCUUCUUUGCUGGAGCACUGUAUGGUAUAAGAAGCAAAGCAGCCACAGAAAUAAUCCUUUAAUUUGGUGCAUCUGGUUCACCAAAAUACUGUAUAGCCAUAUGAUGGAAACAUUGUCACACAUUGUUAAUUUCAUUGCAAAAAUAUUCUGGUGGCUGUGAGUUGUUUGCUCCGUUCCAGUCUGAACAUUAAUGGCAAUGAAUGUGUUAUCUGUGUGAAAUGUCUCAUUUUCGCAGGAACAAAGUAUUGUGAUUUGAGUGUUUGGAAAUUGUGGUGUCUCCAACAGAAGGGAAAACUUGAAGAAAGACAUGAAGAAUGCGCACAAUAAAUGAACAGUUUUUGUGUAAUUGAACUUGUUUUGCAGAAAAGCCCUAAAAAUGCAGAAACAUUUGUGGAUCACCUUUGUGUCUGUCUCAAGCUUUUAAUUUGAGCAUAGUUUUUUGUGUGUGUUUUGGCAAAGUGAAGGGGAAACAAAUUCUAAACCCAAUACUUGUGCCAACACUAAACUCAUGUUGUGCUUGAAUGUUGGUCCUAAUAGCUUAUCUUAUGGCUUAGAGGACUGUCAACUCCUUUGCUGAUUUUCUGUGGCUUUACCAGCUAAAUGGCAGGGUGGGGGGAAUUGGCAAGUUAUAGCUUUUUCUGUCAAUGACUAGAAAAUGUUAUUACUGCUUAGUCAUCUCCUUAACCCCACCCCCACCCCCAGUCAUUACUAUGCAGGUACCGUAGUUAACAAAGAAGCUGGCAAUCUUCUGUUCAGUAAUUCUGAAACGAACAAACUGAAGCUGUGCUAGUCAUAAACCAUGAUGUGUGUCUCUCAUUGCAAGUGAGACUGUACAAAUAUUUAAAAUUGAGAUAGUACAGUUAAAGCACUGUUGACCUAAUAGCACUUAUCAUUUAAAUAGCACUUCAGAAUGUUCAAAGCACUUUCCAUUUCUCAUUUGUAAACCUUUUAACAGUCCUCUAAGUGUAGUAGUAUCCUUAUUUUGGGGGCUGUGGAGAGAGCCUGUCUAUGACCAAGCUAAUUCAUUGAAUUAGUCAAGAUUCAAACAGGACUUGCCUGACUUAUAGCUCAAUAUUUUGGUGUCAUUUAGCUAUGUUAAGGCUGCAGUCUUAUACACAUUUACAUGGGAGUAAAUCCCAUUUGAGGUUGUGCUACUCAUGCAUCUUUUCAUUUCUUUCAUUUCCGUUUUUAUAGCAGGCAUGGUUGCUAGUCGGAGCCAUGUCACUUGAGGGGGAGUGUUGUCAAUUGCCCCCCCUGCCCCCGAAUGAUUUAGAUUGUCUAUUGCUCUUCUCCCUAGAACAGACAUCCCCAAACUUCGGCCGUCCAGAUGUUUUGGCCUACAACUCCCACGAUCCCUAGCUAACAGGACCAGUGGUCAGGGAAGAUGGGAAUUGUAGUCCAAAACAUCUGGAGGGCCGAAGUUUGGGGAUGCCUGCCCUAGAAUGUUUUUGAUAGCAACUUGAAGAGAGGGUUGGUUUAUGAGAAUCAUGGCACAAGAGAAAAACAGCACCAAAGAACAAUGGCAUUUGGACUUGGUAUAUUCAUUUUUAAUACAUAUAUAGUAUUUAUCUCUCCCAUCCCAUCCUUUGAAAAAAUAGUUAUGGAACUGAGUCUCUUUAACAAGUCUUUGUAUUAUGUUGGUUAUAUUUUUUUGUAUACAUAUUACUGUUUUCAACUGAAAAAUUAUCAGAAGGAAACUGGCCAUCCUGACAACCAAAACGUUAAAAAAAAUAGCAACUGUGCUAUUUUUGGGUAGCACAAAGUAUUUUGUUUUCAGGUGCUGCACGAUGAGUUUUGUGUGUGACGUUAUUCCAACAUAAAGAACUCUGGAGUGCAUGGGUUUCCUUUAAAUGGUUUAGUUUACAAUGUUUAGACAUAAAAAUGAUGAAUCUCUCUUUACUGUGUGACUGUUAUGGUAAUUGUGCACCAUUAACUGUUGGCUAUUAAACCUAUUCAUAUCUGUUAAAUACUGCUGUAAAAUCUGGUAAGCCAGACAUUUCUACCUCUAUAUGGGGCUAUGAGGAAUAACUAACGUGUUGCAGCAGAAUCCUGUAACUCCUACUAUUGAAUUAAAUAAUACUGUAUCCAUAAUUAUUAGAAGUAUUAAUGUAUGUUGUCAAAACACUUACAUUCUGCAUGAAACUGGUUGGUUGAGGAAGUGCUGCUUCAUAUAAUGUACAGUGAACUCACUCACAGAAGUCCUUGCUGCAAGAUGUAGUGUUAUCUGCUACGGUAGCUUAAAAAUGACUAACAGAGUAUUGGACAGAUUCCAGGAGGGGUAACUGUUGAAAGCUACUAGCUGUUUUUCUUCAAAUAUAUGUAAAAUCUGAAAUGAGUAAAUUGUUUGCAGGUGUUAAGUAUAACCGAAAGCUUAAGAGUACAACCCGGAACCCAGUGUUGUUUACUUGUAUUACUUGCUUUUAGUAGAGCUGUUGUCUACAUCAUGUUUAUUUAUGAUCAGCCCUUUCAAAUAAUUAAUAGGACUUUCAUUUGUGAAGCACUGUGCAAAAUUGCAGCCUUAGAAUGCAAGCCAAAGUCUUUCAUGUACAGGGGCCUUUGUUCUCUUUGUAAAAGGGAAAUAAAUAGCCUAGAUACAUCUAGGGGCUCCCUUCUGAAAUGUUUCCUCAAAAAAGAAAGCUAGGAAUCCUUCAGCCAUGAAACACAUACAGAUGUGGAUCACAGCCAUAGAGCGACUAUAAACUUUUAUAAGUUUAAGCAGUGAAGCCACUGAAGUCUAUUUGUCAUAUUUUAAGGGUUCAGUCACAAGGGAAAAACAUGUUAUUUGUGUUUACACCAGAUGCCAGCAGAACAUAGCAUUGAUUGGCUUAGAACUAGUCACAUCAUUAAUCCUUACCCUGAAACGGUAUUUGUGGGGUUUUUUAAAAAUCAUUUCUGCUUUUUAAAAAGAGGGAGAAUGUACAUUUAAUUGACUCUCAAACAAUAUAUUUGUAGUGUGUUUAAGUGAACAGAAUGGAAGGAGGGUCAAGAAUACUGAGCUGGCAUUAAAUUUGUUGGGCAUUAUAUUUAUCAAAUGCAUUUGUGUGGUGAUGGUAGUGGGAAAGCCGGGUUUGAGAUGCAAGACAAAAGAUCACAUCAAGUCAUGACUUUGUAUUUACCACCAAUAUGUUUAAAGAGGGAUUUUUCAAAUUACAAACAAAUACAAGGGUGCUUGUCAUUGCUUAAAUAUUUCAAAGUGAAGUCAAAUUGACAUUAUUGUUAUUAUUAAAUUUUAAUACAUUUCAGGUUGGUAUUAUUGCACACUUCUGUAUGUUUGGACAGGUUUUCUAGCAAACUUGUGCAAACAGUCUUCUGUUUGCUGUUAAUGUAUUCUACAAAUAAAAGAUUAAUACAUUUGAAGGUGAAAUUAUGAUAUUUUACUAUUACUUCUGUUUUCCAAUGUAUUUGCAUCACACAUUAAUAGCAAGACAAUAAAUGGAGGGGAAGGGUAUACCUGUCCUUAAGGCGAAGCAUGUCUUAGUUCCUUGAAAGUGUUGAGUAAGAUCCUUGCUGGAACUUGGAGAGCUAACUAACCAUUGAAAAUAUUGGGCUUUUGCAUUAAUUUUAGGCAAUAUGUUCUAAUGGAGAAGAGAGGGAGGCUUUGAGAUGAGCCAAUUCCUAUAAUUUCAAUAGAAUUUCCUGCCUACUUAAAAUUUGAAAGAAUAUAAUCCUAGUGAGCAAUGGCUAAACAGGUUCUCCUUGUUUGUUUCCUGUCUUAAAGUUAUCUUUCUUUUAUCUUGGUGGCAACCAUACUUUCGAAGGAGCUUUUGAUUAGAUUCAUGGUCACCAGAUUAAAUGUGCUGAUAUUUACACAAGGUGUUAGGAUCUUAGGAUGUCUCCUCCACACAUUUGCAAUAAGACUGGUACCACAGUCAAGAGUUCAUAAUGAGGAUCUCUUUUUCAGUGAACUCAGUGCAAUCCUACCCAUGUCUACUCAAAAGCAAGUCCUAUUGAAUUCAAUUGUGUAAUGCUCUGCUGCCUGAUCAGAUAAAAAAUGUUGCACAUUUCUCAGAUUUGAGCCCUGGCACUAAAAACCAGACUUCAACCCCUGUGUACAUUAAUUCAGUGACCUAAUUAGGAUUCUUAAGUGGGAGUGGUGUGUAUAUCCUGAUUCUCUGCAGUCUUUAUAUCAUGGACACUCCCAGCCCCUCUGUCAUUGUGUUUAAAUUGCAUUAUAAUCAAGUUAAAAUGGAUGUCUGCAGUGCUGAUCUUCCUCUUGGUCUGUUUGAGGGUGAAGAGGAGGAGGGCUUAGCAGCCUGGAUGGGCAGGUCUUUGGCAAGCUUCGGGUCAGAUGCAGGAGAAAAAGAUAAUUUGGCCAAGGCACAGGGAAGCCUGUGACCUAUGUCAACCAAGCCCCAUUGUCAUGUGAGGAAGACUGGACCUUGACUGUAGAAGAUGUCUCUUAAAACAUAAUAGUUAUAUUUACACUUAGG
Zootoca vivipara (common lizard) is the source of this 8011-nucleotide messenger RNA. RefSeq names its product inositol monophosphatase 2 (gene IMPA2). Gene Ontology annotation, biological process: inositol metabolic process; signal transduction; phosphatidylinositol phosphate biosynthetic process. The record is from RefSeq and is a predicted model, not a curated record. Lineage: Eukaryota; Metazoa; Chordata; Lepidosauria; Squamata; Lacertidae. Gene Ontology annotation, molecular function: inositol monophosphate 1-phosphatase activity.